This is a messenger RNA of Gongylonema pulchrum, 752 nucleotides long. The record is from the annotation of a GenBank genome assembly. Lineage: Eukaryota; Metazoa; Nematoda; Chromadorea; Rhabditida; Gongylonematidae.
AUGCAUGAUAAAGUUAUUUUUAGCCAGGAAGAAGAGUGGUACGAUUUUAAUGAAGCUGAAAAAAAAAUAUUGAGACGAUCCUGGAAGACACUCCAGACAGAUGUUAAAACAAUUUCUUGCAACAUUUACACAAUGAUUUUCAAUCAGUGUCCCGAUGUUCGGCGAUUGUUUCCGUUCAUGCGAUUGCCUUCUACCGACAAUGAAAAGAAGAGUAAGGAAUUUGUGUUUCAGGCGCUCCGUUUUAUUCAGGUUUUGGAAACUGGUAUUAACAGUUUAGAUAACCUGGAGUCUUUCGAUCCAAUCCUGGAUAAUUUAGGACGCAGGCAUGGCAAGCUGGAAUCCAGCCACGGUUUCCGUCCGUACUACUGGUCGAUUUUCUUGGAGUGCACAAUACAUCAUAUUCGACUUGCUUUGAUCAAUUCAAAAGUUGAUCACUGGAACAACAAAGAUGCGGAUAACGCAAUCAUUUUAUGGAGGCAUCUUGUUUCUGGAAUUUGUCAAAGGAUUAAGUGCACGAUACAUCACAUUCGACUAGCUUUGAUCAAUUCAAAAGUUGAUCACUUGAACAACAAAGAUGCGGAUAAUGCAAUCAUUUUAUGGAGGCAUCUUGUUUCUGGAAUUUGUCAAAGGAUUAUGAUGAUGCAGAUAAUACAGUCAUAUCAAACAGGCACCUUACCUGCACUUUAUGGAAGAGAAUGGUCUAUAUCUAAAAGUGCUAGUGAUAACUACUGGGUGCACUUGGAGAUAUAGAA